Messenger RNA from Uncinocarpus reesii 1704, 1824 nucleotides. RefSeq names its product ATP-dependent helicase. Gene Ontology annotation, molecular function: ATP binding; RNA helicase activity; nucleic acid binding. Lineage: Eukaryota; Fungi; Ascomycota; Eurotiomycetes; Onygenales; Onygenaceae. Bases 1 to 1824 code for a protein of 607 amino acids. The transcript has 4 exons. The record is from RefSeq and is a predicted model, not a curated record. Gene Ontology annotation, cellular component: nucleolus.
AUGAAGCGCAAGCUAGAUGCCAACAAUGUCCCAACACCUGAAGGUGCGGAGCAAUCGAGAGCUGUGCAACAAAGCUUCGAGGCCCUUCAGUUGGACCCUCGUUUGCUGCAGGCCUUAACGAAGCAGAAAUUUACAAAGCCAACGUUAGUUCAGGCGGAGGCCAUUCCAUUGGCGUUAAGCGGAAAGGACGUGCUGGGCUCCGGAAAAACAGCUGCGUACCUGCUUCCAGUUUUACAGUCAAUACUACAUAAGAAAAUUGCCAACCCGACCCAGAAGUCAACCUCGGCGCUGAUCCUCGUUCCGACUCGAGAGCUAGCAGAGCAGGUUCACGACACAAUUCUCUCUUUUUCUUCCUAUUGUGGGAAGGACCUACAAACCGCAAACCUUACGCAAAAGGUUUCAGACGCUGUUCAGCGAGCAAUACUUGCGGAUCUGCCCGAUAUCGUCGUCUCCACACCAGCGAGAGCUGUCGUAAACGCGAACAACUCUUCACUGGCGCUAGACAACUUGACGCACCUGGUAAUCGACGAGGCCGACCUUGUUCUUUCUUACGGGUAUGAACAAGAUAUGCAACACCUAGCUAAAUCUAUUCCCCGUGGCGUUCAAACAUUGUUGAUGAGUGCGACUCUUACCUCCGAGGUUGACACGUUGAAGGGCUUGUUCUGUAGAAGUCCUGUGACGUUAAAACUGGAAGAAGCUGAAGACGAAGGGGCCGGCAUUAGCCAAUUUGCGGUCAAAUGUGCGGAAGACGAAAAGUUUCUCUUAACCUACGUCAUAUUCAAAUUGCAGCUUGUCAAGGGCAAAUGCAUCAUAUUUGUUGGGGAUGUUGACCGCUCCUAUCGUCUCAAGCUCUUUUUAGAACAGUUUGGUAUCAAAAGUUGCGUCCUCAAUUCGGAAUUACCCGUCAACUCUCGAAUUCAUGUGGUUCAGGAAUUCAACAAAGGUGUAUACGACAUCAUUAUUGCCGCUGAUGACCAAGAAGUUGUGGGAGAGGUACCUAGGAAGCAGCCUAAGGAUUCGAACCGAGAAGCACAAAAUUCGGCGGAUGAGGCCCAAAAAGGCCUCAGCGAGGAUGAGGAGGUUGACCGGCCUCCGGUAAAGAAACGCAAAAAGUCUUCCAAAGAGAAAGACUAUGGGAUCUCUAGGGGAAUCGAUUUUCAGGAUGUCGCAUGCGUCCUUAACUUUGACCUUCCCACCACGGCUAAAUCCUACACUCACCGGAUUGGCCGGACUGGACGCGCGGGUAAAACUGGCAUGGCUCUAUCAUUCAUUGUGCCUUCAGAGCUAUACGGCAAACAUAAGCCAACAAGCUUUCCAACCGCUAAACACGACGAGACCGUCCUCGCCAAAAUCGUUAAACGCCAAGCCAAACUUGGACGAGAAGUUAAGCCUUACAACUUUGAUACAAAGCAAAUCGAUGCCUUCCGGUACCGGAUGACUGAUGCACUGCGCGCCGUGACCCGCGUGGCGGUCCAAGAGGCUCGUGCCAAAGAGAUUAAGCAGGAGCUUUUGAAAAGCGAAAAGCUGAAAAGACAUUUUGAAGAGAACCCAGAAGAGCUGCGCCAGCUUCGGCAUGAUGGUGAACUUAGACCAGCUCGUGUACAGGCGCAUUUGAAACACGUGCCGGAAUACCUGAUGCCGGCGAAGGGAAAGGCUGGUCUCACCAGUGGGGAUGUUGGAUUCGUAGGAUUGAAAAAGACAAACGAGAAUCGGAUAAGGAAGGCCAGGGAUAGGAAUCGAAUGAGGGGGAAAGGCGGCAAGAGAGGUGGGCGCGGAGGGGGUGGUAGAAAAGUCGAUCCACUGAAGACUUUCAAAAGUAAAUAG